This is a messenger RNA of Aquila chrysaetos chrysaetos, 832 nucleotides long. It is a transcript of the gene SPCS1, whose product is annotated as signal peptidase complex subunit 1. Bases 83 to 757 code for a protein of 224 amino acids. The record is from RefSeq and is a predicted model, not a curated record. The transcript is spliced from 4 exons. Gene Ontology annotation, biological process: protein targeting to ER. NCBI's taxonomy places the organism in Eukaryota, Metazoa, Chordata, Aves, Accipitriformes, Accipitridae. Gene Ontology annotation, cellular component: signal peptidase complex; endoplasmic reticulum membrane.
CCUCAGUCAGGGGUCCUGAGGCUCGAAGCCGCCGUUGCCGGGGAGACAGCGUCCCGCGCCGCGUCGGCGCCGGCCGUUGCCGAUGGCGGCGCAGGGCGACGGCGGCGCGGGGCGGGCUGAGGCUGAGGCCGAGGCCCAGGCCCGGGGCGGCGGCGGCGCGGAGCCGAUGGCUGAGGCGGGAGGAGGCCACGGCGGGCUGACGGAGGACGGGGCGGAGCGAAGGGGGCGUGUUUCCGGCCAGCUCAGCAGCCGCCUUCCGGUCCUGCUUCAGCGGGGUGGGCGCCGUGCUGAGCAGCGGUACCCGCCGAGCCGGCCCGCCGCCGCCGCCGCCUCCUCGCUGGUCGACAGGGAGAGCCGGCAGCCAUCGCGGGGCCCCGGCGAGGAAAGCGGAGACGCCUACGACAAGAAGCAGGACGAGGACCGGGAGGCGCCGCUCUCCGCCGCCGCCGCCAUGCUGAACAUCUUCCGCUCCAUCCCCACGCAGAUGGACUACAAGGGCCAAAAAUUAGCAGAACAGAUUUUUCAAGGAAUCAUUCUUGUCUCUGCAAUAAUUGGUUUCAUUUAUGGAUACAUCACUGAACAGUUUGGAUGGACUGUCUACAUAGUUAUGGCUGGAUUUGCUUUAUCAUGUUUGCUAACCCUCCCUCCGUGGCCUAUGUACCGCCGCAAUCCUCUGAAGUGGCUACCCGUCCAAGAGUCAGGAACAGAAGAAAAGAAGCCAGCAGACAGAAAGCCAAAGAGACAUGCUAAAAGCUAAAAAAUGUGGUUCUUCACGCUGUUAACUUUGUUAAAUUUUGUUAAAUUUUGUUAAAUGCGUUUCCACUGGGAGAUA